Molecule: messenger RNA, 3276 nt
Organism: Procambarus clarkii (red swamp crayfish)
Lineage: Eukaryota; Metazoa; Arthropoda; Malacostraca; Decapoda; Cambaridae
Product: leucine carboxyl methyltransferase 1
Biological process (GO): C-terminal protein methylation
Cellular component (GO): cytosol
Molecular function (GO): protein C-terminal leucine carboxyl O-methyltransferase activity
Source: RefSeq, a predicted model, not a curated record
AUGAUGCAGCAGCAGCAGGUGUUGGAGACGGGGAACGAGGAGGCGGUGAUGGGGACCAACGAGGACGCCAGCGGGUGCAAGAGGUGCGCCGUGGCCCUGGGCUACUGGACCGACCCCUUCAUCACCCACUUCGUCAGGGCCACACACCGCAAGGCCCCAGAGAUCAACCGUGGCUACUUCGCCAGGACCCUUGCUGUCAAGACCCUCGUUGACAGGUUCAUAGAGGUGACUAAUGGUAACUGUCAAAUUGUAAAUAUUGGAGCUGGCUUCGACACCCUCUACUGGAGACUAGUUGAUGAAGGGAAAUCAGUGAAGGGGUUCUUGGAGUUGGACUUCCCUGGUGUGACUUCUCGAAAAUGUCACUACAUCCAACGAUCAAAGCAACUUCUUCAGGCAGUCAGUGAUGAAGAUUAUGAUGUUAAGCUGAACAGAAAUAAUCUCCAUGGCCACACCUACAAGCUGGCUGGAGUUGACUUGAGAAACAUCACAGAGGUGGAGGCCAAGAUUAAGGAAUCUGACCUGGAAUAUUCUUUGCCAACACUGUUUCUGGCCGAGUGUGUCCUGGUGUACAUGAGCAUACACAAGUCCUCACAACUUGUUAAGUGGAUUGCACAAAACUUCAAAUCUGCAUUUUUUAUUAACUACGAGAUGGUAAAUUUAGGUGAUAGAUUUGGUGAAGUGAUGCUGCAUAAUCUGCGUUUACGAGGAUGUGACCUAACCGGUGCAGAGGCGUGUCAGAACACAGAGACACAGAGGAAACGAUUUCUGGAUGCCGGCUGGGCUGGGGCAGACUCCUGCGACAUGUUGGGAAUAUGGGCUCGAUUGCCACCUGAAGAAAUUGCCAGAGUAACUGGGAUUGAGCUGCUGGAUGAACAGGAGCUCCUUCAGCAGCUGUUCAGUCACUAUGCUAUCACCACGGCCUGGACGGACCAUAGGUGGUCUGAUGUCCAACUGUAGCUCUAGCAGAGUUUUAUGCACAUUUCAUUAACAAUGUCACAAUAUUUUGCAUUCGUCUCUGCCUGAUCAAAAUCUCUUGGGUACUCAUUGGUGAUAAACCUUGGCAGCUGCUGAACUGUUGUACACUAUAACAAUAUUGUACAGUUUGGAAAAGAGCGGUAUGAAAUUACAAUUCAUUCUUAAGGUACCAGAUAUAUCACAGGGUUUUGUACAGUUAUGAGAAGGGCAAUAUCUUGUGACAUUUACCUUUCAAAGUUUUAUUUGUUCAUGUUUGAAGUUGGUAUUUUUACUUUCCUACAUUGCAGAAAGUAAUUUGCUGCUCUUAUACUUAUUUUUGACUAUUUAAUAAAUUGUGUACCCUAUAUAUAUAUAUAUAUACCAUGUUAAUCACAGAUGCUUUAAGCGUAAUUGUAAUGAGUUAGCAUAUUCCAUAACCAUAUGACAAUAUGGAACUUGGAGAACUGUAUGUUAAUGGAUGUUAGCAUAUUCCAUAACCAUAUGGGACUUGGAGAACUGUAUGUUAAUGGAUGUUAGUAUAUUCCUUAACCUUAUGACCAUAUGGGGUUCGGAGAACUGUAUGUUAAUGGAUGUCAAAUUUGUUUGAUCUUGUUACAUUGGUCAGAGGUGUACUAAGACAUAGUCUUUGACCAGUUAAGGCCUCUACAGGUUGGCCAAUAUUAAUGUGAGAACUGAAGUUUUUGUCCCACGUUUAUAGUUAAUGCUUUAAGAGGCUGGUUUACUUAAUACUUCAGAAGAUGGAGGGCUGCACGAUGACAGAGAGCAUUUGAAUUUGUUGCUAAAAUUAAUACUGGGGUUAUUUUACCCACUUUUUUAUCUGUGAUAGCUAUAACCACAUCACUUGAUCGAGUGACCAUUCAACAUUUUCCCUAACUGCUACAGCAUAUUUUGUACAUUUUCAAUUAUUUUGUCAAAAAUUAGUUUACACUUACUAAUAAUGUUGACUACAUGAAUUACUAACUUAGCCUAGUUAUGGCUAUGUUAGGCAUUAUUGAGGAAUAGCAUAUUUAGGUUAGGUUUGUUUGCUAAGUUAGUUUUGGUUCAAAUUCAAAAUAAAAUGAUCAGUUCAUUAAAUUAAAUGUGUUUAUAUAUCUACAAGUGAUCAAUUUUUCAGCUAUUUAAUGUUGAGCUCCCUGUCAUGCACAAUACAACAUUAAUAAGUUAUUGCUGACCCUGGAGCUCCCUGUCAUGCACAUUACAACAUUAAUAAGUUAUUGCUGACCCUGGAGCUCCCUGUCAUGCACAUUACAACAUUAAUAAGUUAUUGCUGACCCUGGAGCUCCCUGUCAUGCACAUUACAACAUUAAUAAGUUAUUGCUGACCCUGGAGCUCCCUGUCAUGCACAUUACAACAUUAAUAAGUUAUUGCUGACCCUGGAGCUCCCUGUCAUGCACAUUACAACAUUAAUAAGUUAUUGCUGACCCUGGAGCUCCCUGUCAUGCACAUUACAACAUUAAUAAGUUAUUGCUGACCCUGGAGCUCCCUGUCAUGCACAUUACAACAUUAAUAAGUUAUUGCUGACCCUGGAGCUCCCUGUCAUGCACAUUACAACAUUAAUAAGUUAUUGCUGACCCUGGAGCUCCCUGUCAUGCACAUUACAACAUUAAUAAGUUAUUGCUGACCCUGGAGCUCCCUGUCAUGCACAUUACAACAUUAAUAAGUUAUUGCUGACCCUGUAAUUAUCUUGUCUUCAUCAUAAUGCCGUAUCUUACAGAAAUAAAGUAUUUAAUACUUGUUUAUAAACUAAAUAAAUAUUUUUUGUAUAUUUUUAUUUUUAUUAUUCAUAGUACAUAGUUCCUUAUGUAAAUUUUUUUAAAUUUUAUGAUUUACUUUAAAAAGACAUAAUUUGUAAAUGGAGCUUUGUAAUAAAGACAAUUCUUUGUUGCAAUGUUGGCAUAUCUCUGGCUAUUGAUAUAUAUAUAUACAGUAUUGCCAAUAGUGUCUUGAGUGUUGAAGUGUUGUUGAAUGUAAUCCAGUUUAGCGUAGUGUUAGGAGUCUAAGUUGUUUAUUAUGUGUGAGAGGCUCUCAUAGUGGAGAUAGUUAACUGUACACUGAGUAAUCCUGUAUGGCUCUCUCAGUACAGUACAUCACUCUUAUGUAUUUACCUGACCCUGUGUCUGUAUUCUCUUUAUUCUCAAGUGUAUACGUUUAUUUUCUGUUUCUGCGUAUCUUAACAAAAUAAGUUCAAAAAAUUUCAGAUGGGUGAAUGAUGGUUUGUAUCCAUGGAAGCAGUGUUAAGUUGAUCACCCUCCAGGUGAAGGGGGUGGUGACACAGCGAAGAAAAUAAACAUUUUUAUUUUA